AUGAAGGAUCAUGGAAGGAAGGAGUACAUGAAGGUAGUGGUAGGUAUUCGUGGAAUAGUGGGAAUGCAUAUUGGGAGUUGGAAAGGUGGGAAAAUGUGUGGUAGAGGGAUCAUGAAAUGGGAAAAUGGUGAUCUUUUCAAUGGCUUUUGGUUGAAUGGGUUAAGAGAUGGGUCUGGAGUUUAUAGGUUUGCAGAUGGGGGAUAUUAUUUUGGAACAUGGAGUCGGGGCUUAAAGGAUGGAAAAGGAACCUUUUAUCCUGUGGGAACUAAGCAUCCUUCCUUAAAGAAGUGGUGCAGCUCUCUAGAUUAUUGCAAUGACGGAACAAGUUUGUCUGGGUUACUAAAUUCAGAGGAAAGCAGGGCUCAACCAAGUGUUAAGCGCAGUUUUUCAGAGAAAUUAUCUUUUAGUGGACUUUUAAGAAAUUCAAGUCGUAUAUCACACAAGGCUAUGUCAUUAGAUAAAAAUUGGACCCAUUGCGAUCCUUCUCAAGAGUUUAUACGUUACGAUUCCUUAUGCGCAUUGUCCCAUGCCUCUGACGAAGGUCAACCUGAGGCACAGGAUAACAGUUCAGUUUACGAGAGAGAAUACAUGCAAGGGGUGUUGAUUAAAGAGAGAGCUAGUAAUCAUACAGAGAUAUCACGGAAAAGUAAACAACGAAAUAAAAUUGCAGUGAUGCAAGAAAAGAGGUCAUGUAUUGACAUUUUUGGAGCCCAUAGUAGGAGCUAUUAUUUAAUGCUUAAUUUGCAACUUGGUAUCAGGUACACUGUUGGGAAGAUCACACCAGUUCCUGUACGUGAAGUUCGAUCUUCUGAUUUUGGAGAUCGAGCUAGAAUAAGGAUGUAUUUUCCUAGAAAGGGUUCUCAGUUUACACCUCCGCAUUAUUCAGUUGAUUUCUAUUGGAAAGAUUAUUGCCCUAUGGUCUUCAGGAAUUUAAGGGAAAUGUUCAAAUUAGAUGCAGCAGAAUACAUGAUGUCCAUUUGUGGUGAUGAUGGCUUAAGAGAGCUUUCUUCUCCAGGAAAAAGUGGCAGUAUCUUCUAUCUUUCUCAUGAUGAUAGAUUUGUGAUUAAGACUUUAAGAAAAACUGAACUGAAGGUUUGA
Prunus armeniaca (apricot) is the source of this 1098-nucleotide messenger RNA. The record is from the annotation of a GenBank genome assembly. Lineage: Eukaryota; Viridiplantae; Streptophyta; Magnoliopsida; Rosales; Rosaceae.